UUGCGACUCCCGUGGUUCAGUGGAGAGCGACAUUUCCGAGGUAAACAAGGUUCAGGGAGUGCAGGCUCUUGCCAUCGGUGCGGUGAGUGUCGGCCGUUUCUUACAGUCUUUUUACAAAAACAGAAAAUGACAAGGCAUGGAAAAAACUGCACAGCUGGGGCUGUCUACACCUACUAUGAGAAAAAGAAAGAUACAGCUGCCUCUGGAUACGGCACGCAGACAGUUCGUCUCAGCAAAGAUGCCGUGAAAGAUUUUGACUGUUGUUGCUUGUCCCUACAGCCGUGUAAAGACCCUGUAGUGACGUCAGAUGGAUACAUUUAUGAGAAGGAAGCCAUUUUGGAGUAUAUCUUACACCAUAAAAGGGAGAUUGCUCGUCAGAUGAAGGCCUAUGAGAAACAGAAGAACGAGAAAAAAACAGAAAUGGAGGAAUUAAACAAAGCUGCCAAAGAAUCUAAAAUGAAAGGAUUCCUUGAAAAAGAAAUGUCAAUCAUCAGUAAACCACUUAAUCCUUUUACAAGCAAGGCAGCAGAGAGCAGCCGGACAGCAGCAGAGGCGGGCAGCAGCAGUGAGGAUAAGUCUAAGCAACUUCCUAGCUUUUGGAUCCCGUCACUGACACCAGAAGCAAAAACUACACUUGUGAAGAAGCCGGACAAGACUGUGUACUGCCCCAUGAGCGGGAAGCCCCUGAAGAUGAAAGACUUGGUCUCUGUGAAGUUUACUCCAGUAGAUGACAAGGUGGAUCGCGUUGGUCUCAUAAAUCGGCAAGACAGAUACGUGUGUGCCGUCACUCGAGAUAUGCUGGGCAACUCCGUACCUUGCGCAGUUCUGCGGCCCUCAGGAGCAGUGGUCACCCUGGAAUGUGUUGAAAAACUCAUCAAAAAAGACAUGACUGAUCCAAUCAGUGGGGAUAAGCUGAUGGAGAAGGACAUCAUCGUGGUGCAGAGGGGAGGGACAGGAUUCUCUGGAUCUGGAGUUCAACUGGAAGCUAAAGAAGCUCGGCCAGUGAUGCAGGCGUGAAGCGUAUACAGUGUCAUCUGCUUGUCUGCAGUCAAGAAUCCCUCUGUGUCCUCCCAGCUCAUUUCUCCUCUUUCCAAUUAAGACUUAGGCCUAUUGCACACGACCGUAUGGCUUUUUCAGUUUUUUGCGGAACGGAACAGCUGGCCCCUGAUAGAACAGUACUAUCCUUGUCCGUU
Molecule: messenger RNA, 1193 nt
Organism: Bufo bufo (common toad)
Lineage: Eukaryota; Metazoa; Chordata; Amphibia; Anura; Bufonidae
Gene: NOSIP
Product: nitric oxide synthase interacting protein
Exons: 9
Coding region: 127-1017 (296 amino acids)
Cellular component (GO): nucleus
Molecular function (GO): ubiquitin protein ligase activity
Source: RefSeq, a predicted model, not a curated record